CGUCACUUCCUUUAGUCAAUUGUCAAUCGUUCUUUUUACAGCGUGUUAUGGUGGAGUGAUUGGUGACUCCACAAAAUGCAGAUAUUUGUCAAGACUCUGACGGGUAAGACUAUCACCCUUGAAGUCGAACCAUCAGAUACCAUUGAAAAUGUCAAAGCUAAAAUUCAAGAUAAAGAGGGCAUCCCGCCGGAUCAGCAACGAUUGAUCUUUGCUGGUAAACAACUCGAAGAUGGUCGUACUCUAUCCGAUUACAAUAUCCAAAAGGAAUCCACUCUUCAUUUGGUAUUGAGGUUGAGAGGAGGUGCUAAGAAACGUAAGAAGAAGAAUUACUCUACACCGAAAAAAAUUAAACAUAAGAAGAAGAAGGUCAAGUUAGCUGUAUUGAAAUUUUAUAAAGUUGACGAAAAUGGUAAAAUUCACCGGUUAAGGCGUGAAUGUCCUGCCGAACAAUGUGGAGCUGGUGUAUUCAUGGCUGCAAUGGAAGAUAGACAUUAUUGUGGAAAGUGUGGAUACACUUUGGUAUUUUCAAAACCUGGUGAUGAAAAGUAGAUGAUAACAUGUAUUGUUAUAAAAAAUAAUUAAAAAAAAAACUUGUUUUAUUUCUAAAUAAAAUAAUUCAAGAGUA
Molecule: messenger RNA, 625 nt
Organism: Diorhabda carinulata
Lineage: Eukaryota; Metazoa; Arthropoda; Insecta; Coleoptera; Chrysomelidae
Gene: RpS27A
Product: ubiquitin-40S ribosomal protein S27a
Exons: 3
Coding region: 76-549 (157 amino acids)
Biological process (GO): modification-dependent protein catabolic process; translation; protein ubiquitination
Cellular component (GO): ribosome; cytoplasm; nucleus
Molecular function (GO): ubiquitin protein ligase binding; protein tag activity; structural constituent of ribosome
Source: RefSeq, a predicted model, not a curated record